CGCCUCCUCGCGACGCGGGAGCUGGCCACAACUAGCCAAAGGUUGCAAGGCAAGGCGAGCGGCAGCCCCACAGCCGUCCCUCGCGCCCGCGGCAGGCCGUCGGGCAGCGCAGCCAUGUCCUUCAGGGUCACCUGCGAGAUCGUCCAACCUACCGUAGCCGAGGACGCCCCGCCGCCCCCGCCGAUCUCAUUGAGAUACGACUGGCAGGGCGAGGCCGUGGUUUCAAGCGACUGGACGGCGGCCGGCCAGGGUGGCGACCCCGGGUCCCAGGCUGCCAGUCGCGCGAGCAGCCGCCCCGCUACAAAUGAAGGCAGCCGGCCCGCGACGGCCGAUGAUGAAGAGGAGGAGGACGCGCCCCCCGCUGUACUACCAAGUGGACCGCUCGACCCGCCACCCGAUCAGCCAUGCUUGGUUUGUGAAAAAACACAUUCGAUAGCGACCUCGGACGACGCCCUCGACGCGUUAAACGAAAAUCCGGUAGUGUGCUUCAUCCUCGGGACGGAAGACGCGCCGUACGCGCAAGUGUUACAUGUGGACCUGUCCCAUUUCUUCGUCGCGGAUACUCCUCUCAUUGCUGUUCGGUCCACCUCGAACGGUGAAGCCUUCGAGUACGUCGACUCGAGUGACGACGAAGACGAGCAGGCGCCGUCCUCGAAACCGGCCGGACCGGCGACGCAUCUGUUGCGCUACGUUAGAAUCACCGUUUCGCUGGAGAACGCUCCCUUCCUCAACGACGAAGCGCGGAAGAAGCACAACCCCCUAUCUUUGACGGUAGAUAGGGCAUUACGAUUACCUGGUGUGAGAAGUGACGCUAAACCCCUACAGAAGUACGUGCAACCGGACCCCCACCAGCUACUCCGAGACGAGUGCAAGGGCGCCUUUUGUGUGGUCAAGCCUCCACUACCCUGUCCACCAAUGGCAGGAGAAGACCUCUCCCGUUCAGAGAGAGCUAUUCGCGCGUUAGGACGGGCGUCCGCGUCCGACGCGCGGGGCGCGACGUCGUCCAUCACCUGGAACCACACGACAGCGUGGCUGACCGGUCAGAUCGAUCGGGAGACGCUCGAGGAGCUCAUGGCCUCUUCACCAUUAGGGGUCGAGGUCCACGACCGAGUUUUGAAACCGCCGCCGCCCGACGAAGAUGAUGUGACCGAGGAGGACCAGCGGCUCGCGCUGCUCGCGGCGGAGCCGGACUUGAGACUAGAUGAUUGGUCUGCGUUAGUAGGUGCGCCUCGUCGUCAUUUCGAAGUCGUGGAGAGGGCUGUUAGAUCGAUAAGUUGGGUCGCGUGCAAACCACCAACACUAGAAAAGAGUGACGGCGACGUCACGCUGGAGGAAGUCGAUCAAUUAUUCAGACUAGCACUCACAGCAUCAUGGUGCAAGUGCGGCGACGACCACGCGCACGGCCAGGCCGAUAUCCGGGUGGAUGCGUUACUCGAGAACUCCGCGGCGUUAGCUAGAGCCUUCGCUCGGAACAAUAAGACGAAGCCCGACGCCGUACGACCCCUCGUCGAGAGUUCGGCAGACGUGACCGGCAGAAAGCGGAGAAUAACGCCGAAGGGCGGCGUCGACGAUUGGAGGUUAAACGAGGCCCAACGCUUAUGUGUCAAGACGGGGAUGUACUCCGAUGCGAAUUCCGUCGUCGGUGUGUCCGUCGGUCUCCAACGGCCUCUUCGCUCCUUACAGGAGGGCUGCUUUGUGGAUGGGUGCUUCUGGGAGGGCACUUUAGGGGACCAGCCCUUCGCUACACAAAACAGCAAGGGUAAGAUCUUCCGAGGGGCCUCCUCAGAAGCUCCAUUUGGACGCUUAGCUAUCAUGUUCCCCUACAAGGACGGCGAGUUACUUGGCAAACUGUUAGAAGCGAUGGAUGCCAUCAAUCAUCGUACCUUAAGUAGUACGAUGCCCGGCAGUCUCGUCAGUCACCAGUUGUCACCGGAAGAAGUCGAAGCAGCGGAGUCUGGCGAGCUCGAUAUCGUCAGUGGUUGGCACGUCAUCGACCCGGCCUGCCGAACCAUCGUGCUGGAAGGUCUGGCCGAUUCCAUAGCAGAGAUAGCUGAUGCAGUACCUAGAGACGCCAUCAAUGACGAUAGUUACAGAUUACUAGCGGACCCGACCGUAAGGUUCACGCAACGAGUCUACACGCAGUUCAACGUCGACCUGAAGAAGAUUCGGCUGCGAGAACCGUUACCGCUACUGGCGGAGUCGCCAGACAUCUAUAACCCAGUGAAAGUUGCUACCGGGGCCUUUACGGCCUUGGAUAGAUUGGUCCAGUUACGUAGAAGUCCUUCUUUGAGGCAGUUGGCUUUAGAUUCAAAUGGUGGCUUGCCCCUACCAGAGCAAUUAAGUCAAGUCGAGAGCAAGUUCGGCAAAGCCAUUUCCCUGGAGGACAUGGACGGCGUCGAUCGUAAGGCGCUGACGGUGGAUGACACCUUAUCGUUGGAGGAACAAUCGCAUCAUACUGCUAAGAAGAUAACACAUGAGCGACGGAAGGCGCCGACCGAUAGCACAACUCCUUUGCACUUCCUCGAAAGUACGAGGAACCGGAAGGAGACGGACUGGUUGGAGACGCGUCGACUCGAGAAUGCGGAAGCUGCUCAGGUCUAUGAAGUGCAAAAAGCUGCGAGAUUGAAGAGAAUCGCCGAGGACCCUAUUCCCGCGACUUAUGUCUAUUCGGGCCAGAAACUGCAGUACACGGAGCUCGCCAAAGCGGCACAACGGGAGGAGCUCAGCAAGGUCAAGAACUGCACCUUCGUGCGCUCGACCAAUGACAACUUUUUAUCGUUAGUAGUACCCAUGGUGGAUGAAGGUAAAUUGGAAAGGGACCAGAAGCUAGCUUCGAAACAAAAGUGGAUGACGUCCCGAGGCUUCGUCUAUCCCGCUCCCAGAGAACCGGGGACCUGGAACCGCCACCCGAAGAACGUGUCUGCGUCGCGAGCGGAAGAACUCAGGGAGGAGUGGGUCGAGGGCGAAUUGUUCCCCGAUCCGGAAGGUCGCGAGGACCACCCGGACAAGUGGACGGGCGGGAAGAACUUCGAUUCGAUUCCUGCGUUCGCUCGCGAAUUUGGCGGGUAUCAAUACCCGAAAUAUGAGAGGGAGUACAACUCCCACGAACUGGGCAACUGGAACCGGUUGCCCAGAGGUAGGAUGGUCGACGGGCACGUGCCUCCCGACGUGUCUAUUUAUCGACGAGGCACGGACGUGCCGCCGGCUUACGAUUCUCGAACGUAUUACAAGAGUGUGCACUUGGAGCCAGAUAAAGCCGCAAAUGAUAAAGCGAGGAAAGAUAAAUUACACGAGGAGUGGGCUUCCAGAGUUAUCGUCGACGACCCGGUCUUUAAAGUAGGAGGCUUCCUCCAGAAAGAUAGACCGGAUGCUUGUGAUAGAACCAGUGAUAUAUUGAAGGACCCGCCGAAGAAGUACGCUCUCAAACUAGUACGGAACGCGAAGCUCCCGUCGGGUCGCCGCGUGAAGAUGACGCCGGCGCCCUUUUCCAUAUUUGCCACUGGUGAAUUUAAGGAGGAAGAACGCUUCGAUCGCACUCUACGUAAUUAUGGAGGGCCCGAGGACUUCCCGAAAGAUGCACAGGGCGAGCCGAUCGACUUCCAGACUCGAAUUCAUCGGGACAUUAUGAGGAGAGCUUCCGAGAAGAUCCUGUGCGGCAAGACGAUCACUCCUGUAGAAGCGCAUGAGGUGUACGGGGACCCGCGGUGGCAUUCCGGGGGGCUGGACCUGGGGUAAGGC
This is a messenger RNA of Pelagomonas calceolata, 3738 nucleotides long. The record is from the annotation of a GenBank genome assembly. NCBI's taxonomy places the organism in Eukaryota, Pelagophyceae, Pelagomonadales, Pelagomonadaceae.